AUGGCUAUCGAGUAUCCGUACACCUUUGCACUGCUAGUUCCUCUGGACGCGUGGCGACGGCGCCACUGGGCAGUUGUGCUCUCUUCGUCGGUGUUGCUCAUCACGAAUCUUGUCGUCGUCCCACUAAUAUCAGGUAUAUUCGAAGAGAAGGUUCUGGAAGAAUCGCUUCAAGGGACGGCAGUUCGGUAUGGGAUUACAAACAACAUCGAUACUACAUUGAGCACCAAAUUCACCUAUUCCGCCUUUGACGCAGCAUGGAUGAGUGGCUCCCUCCCUCCGUUUACGACAAACGAGUAUGCAUUGGCUCCAAUAGGACAAACCCAUGGGCGUGGAAGGUGGGGGAAGGAGUUAUGGAUCGUCAAUACUGAGCUUUACGAAGCGACUCUGGAGUGUGAGGCUGCCGGAAGAGUGAGGAUAGGGUAUACCGGGGACAGGAACGUUGGCGUGAAUAUCACUAGUGCGGACGGAAAAGAAGUUGUGAGAUUCUGUGACCUGGACUCUUGGUUUGAUGGAAGGUUGAAAGAUUAUGAGAUGACAUAUUGCGAUGAAUACACCGAAUUCAUAACGCCAUGGACCAGUAUAGCAUAUCAGCUCCGCCUUGGUCGUUAUAUGUUUGCGUGGGCACGCGGUGGAGGACUUCCUAAAGGCUUGAGUACUAGCAACUCAACAAGGUACACGCUGCCACAGGAGAUAAACGCGGUCUUUUGCAACACAAAAUACUGGCGGCAGGACGUCGUAGCGAAUAUUACAAUGCCUUCGGGGCAUAUUGAGGGUACCACUAAAAAGGGCGAACGGAAAGAAAUCCCGAUGUUUGGGAGCUUUGAGAGAAGCUUAAAUGGGACAGUGGAUGCACCCUCCAGCGCACGAUUCAGAGAACCCGUAAAAGCGGAUCUCGUGGGGUUUGGUUACAAACCGGUGCAGCCACCAGACGUCGAUAAUCAACUGAAGCAGAGAUUUGGAUCUAGACCAGACGGGUGGGAUACAUACUACGUGAGGUCCAAUGGGAGCAGUAGCAGCGUUUAUAUGAAAAAUAAGUAUUCCCUUUCAGGGUUUUCGUUAUACUCGGAGAAGGAUAACAAAACGUUGGAUAAGAUGCUGGACAAAGAAACGUUGAUAGAGACUUAUGAAGGUGCGCUCAAGAUGUUAUUUUCAGUUGCGGUUAGUACUGAAUUGGUACUUCAAAACGACACGGUAAAUAUACCGGUGACAAGGAGAGUAGCCACAAGGGGGUUUGGGGUGAACAAGGCAUGGGCACAGGGCACACUUGCGGGGCUCGCUUUUACGAUGGUACUGGUAGCAAUGUUGACGGUAGUCUUAAGGCGAAGACCUUGUAACCUCGAUGGCGAACCAAACAGCAUUGCAGCAGCACUCAGGCUUUUGUAUCACAGCCCCGAGCUGUGUAGGAAGAUGGAAAAUUCAGAGUUUCAUUCACCAAGAAAGAUACAAGAGGUUCUGGAUGGUGGUGAUGAGAGAUAUAAGCUUGAGCUUGUUCCUGGAGAGGGUCCUCGAAUAAGAGUUUUCGGGGGUGAUGGGGGGUCCACUAAGAGGUUACUUUCUCCGCCUGAAGAAACAUACUACCCUUCUGCUUAUAACCAAAAACCCUGGGCGUUGCGCAUGGUCCCUGGUGUUUCGUUCCUCACUUGCUUUAUUCUGGUUACAUUAAUUCUCAUUGCCACGUUCUCCUACGCUCGAACUCAUGAUGGUAUCCCCAUGCCCGGCUCGAUCAACUCCUUCGCGUACAAGUUUUUGUUCAGUUAUCUCCCUCUUGCGGUUGGUAUGGCUAUAGAGCCGGUCCUCGUUACUCUAGGUGCCUCCCACGCAAUGAUCGCUCCAUACCGUGCACUCACACGCGGAAGAGCCUAUGCAUCUCGAUCAGUCACAAUUGACUAUGACAAAUCCCCACCUCACUUCCAACUUAUACGCUCUCUACGCUCCGGAAAUUACAUCCUUGCCUCUCUGACCCUUUCAAUACUCCUCAGUAAUGUACUGGCGGUUGCUCUUGUGGGUCUCUAUUACGCCUCCGCAGCAAGCGUGGUCACGCCAUAUUCCCUGAAGGUUAUUGGUGACUUCAACGCUACCGGAAACGAAAUGUAUUAUCUGUUCGAUAAGAACCUCGGAGGCUCACUCAGGCAAACAUGGACAACAAACGAGUACUAUGUUGUCCUUCCUCCGUUUGCGCGGGGCGCAAAUGGUAUGCAAGAAGAGUACCCAACACAAGCUAUAGGCGUGUCGGUAUCCUGCUCUCAUGUCCCUGCUGACAGAAUAUCCUAUUCUUGUGUACCUUCCGGGCUCAACAUGUCCUACGAGGAACCUCAAUGUAGUACCAUGGAUUUGGGCGACUGGAAUCAUGUCUAUAUCCACGAUCCAUGCGGGGCCUCUACAGAUCACUCUCUCCGCUACGCAUGGAAUAAUCCGACGGGUGACUCAAUAGUUCGUACGACAAACUGCUCAGACUACUUUUUCCCCAUCUGGGUAGAGAGGCCGAUGGAUCCAGAACCAAAAAAUAGAACUGUUCCAUGGGUCAAUGAUUUUAGAUCGGUGGUGAUGAACUGCAGCGCAGUGGAGGAAGUAAAAAAUGUUACCGUUACAGUGAAAGAUGGCCAAAUACUCAAGCUAAAUCCUGUCCAUGAUUAUAAUCAGGACCAGAUAAAGGAAUUAUAUACCAGAGGCACUGUGGGCCUCAGUAACAGUUUCACAACAAUAAUCGAAGCUGCCAUUAAUAAUACGAGAACCAACAACUAUAUCGCUUGGUUCAGUUACCUCAUGUUAUCAAUCUCCCCGGACCUUGCCUCCCCAACCCUUUCGCACCUUCCGAACUCGACGUUUGCCCCAGCGGCUUUUUCGAAAGUCUACUCGCGGCUCUUUGCUAUCAAUCUUCGCCUCUACGAUUCCAGUCUCAUAUCCACCUCUGGAACUAAGGACAUGGGGAUGGUUGAUAGAGUAUAUGUGAGCACACACUGGUUCAUCGUGUCUAUUAUUAUUCUCGCAUGGGCGGUGGUAACAAUGGCACUACUAUAUGGGAAGGAGAGGGGGGUUAAAGGGCAGAUGCCUAGUAAGCUAGUUGGAGUGUGGGCUCAUUUAUAUCGGAGCAAUGCGAAGGAAGAGUGUGCCGAUGUACAGGGCGCAAAUCCAAGUGAGAGGGGGCGCGAGCUCAGGAAAAGGGGGAAUCGAUAUGGAUAUGGACCCUUUGAGGGUGGGAAGCAUGUGGGCGUAUAUCGAGAUGAGGGGUUGGAAGUGGGUGGGGGUAUUGAAAUGGAUAGGUGGAGAAGUUGGACGAGUACAUUGGAUGAGCGAUAA
This is a messenger RNA of Morchella importuna, 3297 nucleotides long. RefSeq lists its product as uncharacterized. The coding region runs from base 1 to 3297 and encodes 1098 amino acids. The transcript is spliced from 3 exons. The record is from RefSeq and is a predicted model, not a curated record. NCBI's taxonomy places the organism in Eukaryota, Fungi, Ascomycota, Pezizomycetes, Pezizales, Morchellaceae.